AUGCGCUACGAGAACUGGGAUGUUCUACUCUUCUCCGACGAGUCGAAAGCUCCGAUUCAGGAAUUCAAAACUCAGUGCUUCGUCACAAAGGACCUCGAUUCACCCUAUUUGAAAUACCACUCGACGUUCGGUGCAGCAAAUACUUACUUCUAUCCUCACCAUGGCAAUGUCGGCCAGUUGCCCAUUCUUACAACCUUCAUCCCCAGCGUACCCAAGGACACUGGCUUUCGAGUUUCGAUUCAUAAUUGGGAGAAGCCUCGGCCUAGUCGUCUGAUUGAAAGUGUCAUGCAACUGGAUGAUAUGUUACUCUACGAGGCCAGGGUGUAUGUUGAUGGGGACUGUGUCGGAGGCGGCAUCUUUUCGCAAAGGGCAAAUUGGCCCUACCUUAUUAAUUUCAGUUCUCAGAUGGACCGAGACGGCAAUCAAGACGUCCUCCGUUUCCCCCAGUUUCAUUCGGACAUCUUGGAACAACGACAUUGGGAUGCCGGCGAUUCGUACGGUAGAAUCAAGAUCGUUCUCACAGAGGGUUUUUCGCGUCCGCAUCGCUCGCCGCCAUUCGAAAGAGUCAAAGACGUCGUCGCCCUUUCGUUCCAGCAUGCUCCGCUGAAUAUCCUCGAGUAUUCGAACAUUGCCUGGCCAAACCCCAGCAUGUGGCAUCGCAAAUACAGCUCAGCCUCAAUCGACACCAAAGAUGCAGAGGGCCACGCCCACAACACACCUACCAAAGAGUCUCGCGCUCCUCUGCAACUUAUUCACGGCCAGGUUGUCCCCCGAGCUGCGCCCCCGCCGACAUUCUAUACCAAUUGGGCAACGAGCAGUAUCUUUGACGUGCCGAUUUCUCAUUGGCCUGCAUAUAGUACACAGGAUCCUCGGUGGGAUAUUGACCAAGAGAACGACAUCUUUACGACUGAUCCCAAUCCCGCCUGGCAACAGCGUGGUGCUCGUUCGUCCCGAGAAGAUGUACCAAUCGAUCCCGCCUGGCAGCACCGUGGUGCGCGUGCCUCCCGUGACGAUAUCCCAAUGCUCGAUUACAGUUCGUCGAAUAGCCGCGCUAUAUCCAGCGUUACGGGGAUGAGUUUCGAACACAGCAAACAACCAAGCAUGGCUGCUCUCAUGGAUGAGGAAGAUUUCACUGUUCUUCAGGAAUCCAUUACGCUAAGCAGCCCGAGUACGAUUAUCAAGAGCCGGAAGGAAAAGACCAGCGGAACUGGAAAUUCAAUCAACAUCAACAAGGACGAUGAGAAGGAAAACGAAAAGGGGAUUGAGAAGGUGGUCGAGACCGCGGUCGAGAAGGAGAAGGAGGAUAACAUGGUGACUCCCAAGAAGGUCUAA
This is a messenger RNA of Penicillium waksmanii, 1332 nucleotides long. RefSeq lists its product as uncharacterized. The coding region runs from base 1 to 1332 and encodes 443 amino acids. The record is from RefSeq and is a predicted model, not a curated record. Lineage: Eukaryota; Fungi; Ascomycota; Eurotiomycetes; Eurotiales; Aspergillaceae. The transcript has 5 exons.